Bradysia coprophila is the source of this 1769-nucleotide messenger RNA. RefSeq names its product juvenile hormone esterase-like. NCBI's taxonomy places the organism in Eukaryota, Metazoa, Arthropoda, Insecta, Diptera, Sciaridae. The record is from RefSeq and is a predicted model, not a curated record.
GCUGGUCACAGUAAAAAUGUAAAUAAAGAUAAGAGACUCAGUCGUGUAACGUAAUCGUAGUGAUUAUGAACGGUUGUCAAUAAUGUCGUCGCUUAAAGUAAAAGUGAAUCAAGGAAUUGUGUGUGGCUGUGAAGAGAAAUUGCCAAAUGGUAAAACGUUUCUCCGUUUCUCGGGCAUUCCGUACGCAAAGCCACCUAUCAACGAACUUCGAUUUCGUGCACCGCAACCGCUAACAAAGUUCGAGCAACCAGAGUUGGACUGUACAAGGGAACGGGAUGCUUGUAUACACAAAUCGACUUUGACGGGAAAGUACGUCGGAUCGGAGGACUGUUUGAAUCUGAACGUUUAUGUGCCGGUGAUGGACGGUGAUGCGAGGGAGAAACUUGCAGUCAUGGUUUACAUUCAUGGUGGGGCGCUGAAAUAUGAUUCGAAUUCGAUGGAUCUCCAUUCACCAGAAUUUUUGUUAAUGGAAAACGUCAUUGUCAUCACAAUCAACUAUCGCUUGCAUGUUCUGGGCUUUCUCAGUUUACCCCAAAUGGGAAUAUCAGGCAAUGCUGGCUUGAAGGACCAACAACUGGCCUUGGAAUGGAUUCACCAAAACAUUUCUAACUUCAACGGUGAUCCGUCCCGCAUUUGUCUGUUUGGCGAGUCGGCUGGGGCCGUGUGUGUCCAGUUUCAAGUGCUGAACGAAAGGUCGAGGAAGUGCCUGAGCUCAGCAAUUUGUCAGAGUGGAACGGUUCUGAGUGAACGAUACAUGCAAGUUCAGCCGGAGGAACGGAUCAAAAUUUUGUCGAAGCGAUUGGGCUGCACCAGUGAAUCGUGGGAAAAUAUUUACGAAACGUUGAUGACAGCCGGAGCGGUCGAUCUGUAUGACAAUUGUGAAAUUCGGUUGGAAACGGAACCGAACACCGGUUUCAAAAAUAAAUGGAGAAUGGUGAUCGAGGAGGAAUCGAACGAUGCUUUCAUUACAAAGUCGCCGCUGGAAUUGAUGAUGGGUCAAGCCGGACAGAUUAACAUAUCGGUUAUGAGUGGAACAAAUAAUGGUGACGGAAUGCCGACGGCAAUGAGAAUAAUUUCCCGGCAAUUGUUUAGCUUAGAACACAUCAAACCGUUGAUUUCUCGCUCUAUUCGCUUGAAGUUUGGUGAUCGAUCGGAUGACCUUCUACGCCUAAUUCACAAAUUUUACUUCGAUAAUCGCCAAUUGUCCGACGAAAAUGUUCAACAGCUAGUGACACUAUUGUCCGAUCUCCAAUAUCUCAUCGAUCAAACCAAAUCGAAUGAACUCUUGACACGAUACCAUCCUCAAGCAAAACAAUUCCUGUACGAAUUUCAAUUCGUCGGUGAGUUGAACAUGAUGAAGAAACAAAUGAAAAUUCAGAACAUUCCCUUAGCGUCACAUGCUGACGAUGUGUACUAUCUGUUCGGAGGAACACUGGUGGACCGAGCGAAAUUGGCGAAAGAUUCACGAGAAUGGAAAAUGAGAGAAACGAUGUGCAAAUUGUGGACGAAUUUUGCGAAGUAUGGUGAUCCGACUCCGGAUAAGGAUAAUCCGCUUUCAUUCAAAUGGCUUGCGGUGCAAGGAGCGGAUGUUGUCGGUGGAAAUGGGAUCAAUCAUCUUGUUAUAAACGACGAUAUCGGAUUAGUGAGCAAUUUGAACAAAGACCGGAUGGAUUUUUGGAGGAAGCACCUUAAUUGGAGCGAGGAUUUUGUUUGGGCAAGAUUGUAGUUGAUGGAUGUCUCCAAUCUGUUUAUUAAACGGAAUCGUUAAA